AUGUGUUUUUUAAGUAUUAAAAUUUUCUAUUUAUUAUCAUUUUUUCACUUUCUUGUGAGUGACGGGAAAUUUAGCCGGCCGAAUAUAGUUCUAAUUGUUGCUGAUGACUUGGGUUGGGAUGAUGUCAGUUUCCAUGGGUCCAAUCAGUCUUUAACGCCUAAUAUUGAUAUGAUGGCACUCACGGGUAUAGCCUUGGAACGCUACUACAGCCACUGUGUAUGCACACCAUCGCGAACAGCCAUGCUUAGUGGAAAAUAUGCUCACGUUGUAGGAAUGCAAGGCUAUCCCUUGACAAAUGGAGAAGACAGAGGACUACCACUGACGCAUAAAAUACUACCACAGUAUUUCAAAGAUUUAGGUUAUGUCACACGACUGGUUGGGAAAUGGCAUCUUGGACAUUCGAAGAAGAAAUAUUUACCAACACAUCGCGGAUUUGACAGCCAUUUUGGUCAUAGAGGCGGUUUUAUCGAUUACUAUGAAUAUAUAUUGCAGGAGACUUGGUCUAUAGGAGAUGUCGCUGGCUUUGAUUUAUAUAGAGAUAUGACCCCAGCCUGGGACGCCAAAGGUUAUGUCACCGACCUUUACAAUGCGGAAGCCAAGUCAAUAAUAAGCAAUCACGAUAAAGACAAGCCGCUAUUUCUAAUGGUAGCACACAACGCGCCCCACUCCGCUAACAUGGGAGCGCAGUUACAGGCUCCGCCGGAGACCGUGCGAGACAUGCGAUUUCUUGCCUCUCCACAAAGAAGGAUAUAUGCCGGCAUGGUUAAGAAAUUAGAUGACAGUGUCGGAGAUAUAGUAAAGGCACUGCAUGUAAAAGGAAUCUUAGAUAACACGAUAAUCGUAUUUAUAUCAGACAAUGGUGGUGCAACGACAGGUGCUUCAGUCAAUUAUGCAUCCAAUUAUCCACUAAGAGGUAUUAAGUUCACUCCAUUUGAAGGAGGUAUCAGAGUUAAUGGAUUGAUAUGGAGCAAGAACUUGACUAAAACUAAUCAUAUAUGGAAAGGAUAUAUGCAUGUAUCCGAUUGGAUGCCUACAUUAUUAAAAGCAGUUGGUGCAACUCCACCAGAGGAUAUUGAUGGCAUUGAUCUAUGGGAUAGUAUCAUCUCUAAUAAGUCCUCCAAACGCAAUGUUAUAUUCGAAAUCGAUGACUACAGUGGAUUCGCUGCUAUCAUUGAGGACGAGUUUAAAUUAGUCACGGGAACAAUUGUGACUGAACAUUGUAAUCACCAAGGAAGAGAACUAAGAGGACUCACUUGUGAUCCUCCUACAUAUAGAAAAGCUCUUACCGAGAGUGCUGUAUACUCCGUCAUAACUGAAAUGAGUAUUCCUUUUAAAUUAAAGGAUACAAAGUUGAGGGAGUAUAUGAAAAUUGACUGUCCAGAGAAUGAUAAUAGUGAAAUUUGUUAUCCGGAUAAAGAUAAACGGUGUCUGUUUAACAUAGAGCAGGAUCCUUGCGAAACACAGGAUUUAUCAAGCACUUAUCCCGAUGUUGCUGAUAGAUUGUACUCCCGUUUACAAGACGAGAUUAAAAGGACAAUUCCGAGGAAAGUGCCGCUCCACAGAGACUUGAGAGCUGCGCCAAGUUUGCAUAAUUACACAUGGACGAUAUGGGCUGACGAGAUCGCAUCUGAGUAA
Molecule: messenger RNA, 1635 nt
Organism: Pieris macdunnoughi
Lineage: Eukaryota; Metazoa; Arthropoda; Insecta; Lepidoptera; Pieridae
Source: the annotation of a GenBank genome assembly